AUGCUUCAAUUCACGACUCCGCAGUCAGGAGAUCCCAGGAAGAACAAGUCUGCCAUUGCAUUCCAGGUACGCCAGCAUGCCGCCAAAGUCGCUGCUGCUCGCCACAGGAAGACCUGGAUGUCGCGCAGACCUCCAAGCAUCAACGAUGGUGCUGCCGCUCCCCUCGAGUCGUGUUUCCUGCUCAGCUUGGACAGCGACACCGAAAAGUCCCGUCAGACCUCUGCCGACGUCGUCAAGAAGGCGAAUGAAGGUGCCGAUCGUAGCGGCCGCGCAAGAACAUCGCGUCCCAGAUGGACUUCGGUUUACAGAGUGGACAUGCCGAAGCAAGCAACCUCGAAGUCGACGCCCAAGACAUCACCGAGCGCCACGCGGUCUCCUUCGACUGAACCCUCGAGCUCCGAAAUCGACUUGCACGCAAGCAGCGGCCUUGGGUCCCGUUUCGAUUACACGAACGCCUUACCGUGGCCUAAGUCCCUCGACUCGUUCUUGGACGCCGCUUUGGGCUCUGCGCAGUCGGCUACUGCUUCAAGCCUGGUUGUGGAAGAUGACAGUGGAACCUACCAUUCACUGCUGACAUCAGGAAGACACAUACCAGACGUCCAAGCCAGCUUGCUUGCGUUCGUAUUAGGUAGCGGAUUCGGAGGCCUCACUGCCCUUCCGCCACUCCUGAAGCAGGCGCAGCGAAGAGCGGUGAGUGUGACCGUGGCCCUCGAUCAGUACCAGAGAGAGUCCAUAGGUGCGCCUUUAUUGGAGGACAUCGUCGGAGAAGCAGAGCACUCAUACAUGGCAUUCCAGACAAUCGAGAUUGCGUUCCCUGCAGCCACGACAGGUGAGAUCUUGGUGGUGGACUGCUGUCGCUUGGCUGGCCUGGUCUACUGCGAACUUGUUUUGUUUCCUUCACUUUCGGAGGGUGAUAUUAUGUUCAGGCUGGUAAGCGACUUGCAGGUAGCCUUGGAGACCGCCUAUUUCUGGUUGUCUGGAGAAGAACGCCUCACGUCGGUUUCCAACAUGCUGCUGUGGGCAACUGCACUGGGUGCUAUGGCGGCGACAACCGCUACUGCGAGGCGCUGGUUUGUAAGGAGACUGUCGGUGCGACUAUGUGCUGACGAAAGGUUAUGUGUGUGGCAAGUAUUCAGAUCUUUGAUGUCCACCUUCCUAUGGUGGCGCCCUGUCUGCGAUCAUCCAGGUCAGAUGGUUUGGGAAGAAGCGAUUCAUGAUAUCCAAUUGGCAAUUUGCAACGAGUAG
Messenger RNA from Cladophialophora yegresii CBS 114405, 1245 nucleotides. RefSeq lists its product as uncharacterized. The record is from RefSeq and is a predicted model, not a curated record. The transcript has a single exon. Bases 1 to 1245 code for a protein of 414 amino acids. NCBI's taxonomy places the organism in Eukaryota, Fungi, Ascomycota, Eurotiomycetes, Chaetothyriales, Herpotrichiellaceae.